Messenger RNA from Penicillium robsamsonii, 471 nucleotides. Its product is annotated as DUF4604 domain-containing protein. The coding region runs from base 1 to 471 and encodes 156 amino acids. Lineage: Eukaryota; Fungi; Ascomycota; Eurotiomycetes; Eurotiales; Aspergillaceae. The transcript is spliced from 2 exons. The record is from RefSeq and is a predicted model, not a curated record.
AUGUCUAAAAACCCCAAGUUUGAAUAUGAUGCAAAGCAACCUGCAUUUCUCCAGAAGCUCCGGGGCCAGUAUGGGGACAACAGCGGUCGCUUGGAGCGCCCUGCCUUACGACCGACCAGACUCAAGGUCAAUGACGACGACGACGAUGACGAGCCUACCUACCUCGACGAAGAAAGUAACGAAGUGAUUUCCAAGGAGGAAUACAAGGCAUUGAUUGGUGAAAGCGGCCCAAAAGAAGAGGACACGGCCGGCAACUCAAAGGACAAAUCCACUGGCGAUCAGGAGAAAUCCCAAACAGAACAUUCCACCGGGAAACAGAACAACCUCACUGAGGUUGGAGGCCAGAGGAAACGAAAACAAGCCAAGGUUGUGGGUGAAGACAAUGCAGAAGCCGAAGAAGUCCAGCCCAAGGCGACUUCGAAGAAAUCCAAGAAGCCCAAGAAGAUCAAGCUCUCCUUCGAUGAGGAAUGA